Bradysia coprophila is the source of this 1067-nucleotide messenger RNA. RefSeq lists its product as uncharacterized. NCBI's taxonomy places the organism in Eukaryota, Metazoa, Arthropoda, Insecta, Diptera, Sciaridae. The record is from RefSeq and is a predicted model, not a curated record.
CCCACCAUAACGUUUAUAGAGCCUUUAAAAAGAUUGAAAAUUUAAUUUUACAAUUCGAACAUGUUUACGUUUAAGUUAACAAUCUUUUUCGUCGUAAUAUCCCUGGUCAGUGUAUUUGCACAAGAAUGUGGCAAGUGUGACGAUAAUGUGGAUGGAGCAGACGCUGCAGUUGGUAGUGGAGCAGCAGGAGGUGCAGGCACAAUUGGACGAAAUGGUUCACUGGGUUGUCCAGGAUGUCGGGGUGGUAAUGGAGGAAAAGGUGAUGGAGCAGGCGCUGGAGGAGCUGGAGCAGUUGGUGGAAAUGGAGGAGCUGGAAUUGGAGGAGGAAAAGGUGGAGCUGGUGGUCCAGGUGGUAAUGGUGGAAUUUCCGGAGAAUUAGCCGGAGCCGGUGGUGUUGGCGGAUUAGGUGGAAACGGCGGUGCAGGAGAACCAGCAGGAGAUGGUGGAAAAGGAGGUAAUGGCGGAUGUGCUCGUGGACCUACGGCAGGAGCUGCAGGAACUGGUGGAGCUGGUGGAAAUGGCGGUGCAGGAUCAGGAAAUGGUGGAGCCGGAGGUAGUGGUGGAAAUGGAGGAUAUUCAGGUAAACAAGGCGGAGGUGGUGGUAUUGGGGGAGCUGCAGGUGGUACAACAGCACAGAAAGGUGACCAUGGCAAGAGUGGCAUUAACUGUAACGCUCCAAUUAGCUCCCCGAUGUGUCAAUGUGGUUCUGCUUCUACAGAAGUUACUACUACUUCGAAACCUGAUGAUGGUGGACAUAACGGGAAUGGUUCUGCUUCUGCACCCGUUACUACUACUUCGAAGCCUUCGAAGCCUAAUGUUGGUGGAAAUGGUUCUGAUAAGCCCACACCUGUUUGUGGUUCUGAAAAGCCCACACCAGUUUGGGUUUCCAAAUCUACACCUGUUAAUGAUUGGAACAACGGAGGAUGUGAAAUUUGCAUAAAUGAUUGUGGCAGAUAUCAAUUUGUGAGACCGAAUGGACGUCAAUUCGUGAGACCGUGUUGAAAUCAAUUUGUGUCUACCUUAAUGUCAAACGAAGCUAAAUUUCUAUUUGAAUAAAAUUUAUCGUU